This is a messenger RNA of Hydra vulgaris (swiftwater hydra), 900 nucleotides long. The record is from RefSeq and is a predicted model, not a curated record. NCBI's taxonomy places the organism in Eukaryota, Metazoa, Cnidaria, Hydrozoa, Anthoathecata, Hydridae.
AUGGCUUCCCUUGAGAGUUCUGUUAACAAAGACACACAAAACAAAUCUUCUACUUUUUUAAAUUCCAUUGGCACUUUUCAAUUCCUCUUUACUUUAGUUGUGACAACACGUGUCUUUGAUUUUACUUUACCUGUUACUCAAUUACUGCAAUCAAAAACUAUUGAUAUCUUAGACAGUUUGUACCUUAUUACAGCUCUUAAAAGUACAUUUAUUUCCAUCAGAAACGAUAUAGAUAGUUUUCAUAAUAACUGCUAUGAAGCAGCAUGUUUGCUUUCAAGUAAAGGUGAAAUUUUUGUUUUAAAACCAAGAAUCUGUUCUAUUCAAAAAAAUCGUUCUAAUGUUCCAUCAGAGUCUGUUUCAGAAUACUUCAAAAGAGCUGUUACUAUCCCUCUUAUAGAUCAUGUAUCUACAUCUAUAUCUACAAGAUUUAAAUCAGAAACUGUAGCUGCAUAUAAAGGGUUAUCAAUUAUUCUAUUUAACAUUAUUUCUUUUCUUAAAAGACCCAAAACCCAAUUGUGUUGGAGGAAGCAGUUUGAAACAUUCUGUGAUUUUUAUAUAGAUGAUUUCCCUAAUAUCAGUGCCUUGAAUGGGGAACUAGUUCUUUGGGAAAAAUACUGGGAAAGUUUCUCUAGGACUAUUCCAGACAAUAUAUCUUUAACUCUUAAAUCGAUAUCAUUUUCUGGAUUUGAAAAUAUUAAGAUAGCUUUAAGGAUACUUGGGACACUUCCUGUUACUUCAUGUGAGUGUGAGAGGAGUUUUUCUGUUAUGCGUCGUUUAAAAGACUAUAUGAGAACAACAAUGUCAGAAUAUCGACUUAACGGUUUGGCAUUAAUGUAUAUCCAUCAAGAAAUUGUUCCUUGUAUUGAUAAUGUUAUCAAUAGAUUUUCUAUAAAAAAAUAG